Molecule: messenger RNA, 1230 nt
Organism: Rosa rugosa (rugosa rose)
Lineage: Eukaryota; Viridiplantae; Streptophyta; Magnoliopsida; Rosales; Rosaceae
Exons: 1
Coding region: 1-1230 (409 amino acids)
Source: RefSeq, a predicted model, not a curated record
AUGGCUCCACCGCGAAGAAAGAAGAAUAACAGCAGCAUGCCUUCCCAAGAGGAAGAAGAACACGUUGAUUCUAUUUCCAGGCAUGAAGAGCAACAAGAUCAGGAAGAAAGGCAAGAGGAGGAGGAGGAGGUCACUCCUGCAGACUUGGCACACAUUCUCAGCGCUUUCGGUAGGACUCAAAAGGAGAUGGUUGACACCAUGAAACAGUUGGUCAACUCAAUCUCAGCAACAAAGCAGCUUGAGCAACCAAAUGAUGGAGAGCAACCACAGAAGGUUUCCCAUGAGGACUCUGCCGUGAAAGCAUCAGACAACCAGAAGGCACCUUCUUUCGUUACCCAAGAUGAUGUUGUUGCCAUUUUGGAAAAAGAGCUGCGUCGUGGCUCUGAAGACUGGAAGUAUGCUCCUCAACCCCCUUAUCCUUCAAGCAUAAUGCAUUUAUCCUACCCCAAGAACUAUGAGACACCCACUUUUACUCUUUUCGAUGGAAGAAAAGGCAGCCCAAAAGAGCAUAUUAGUCGAUUUAUCGACGCUCUUGGUCCUCAUGCUAGCAAUCAUAAUCUUAGGAUGAGGGAGUUUUCCAAAACCCUCACUGAUCGUGCAUAUACUUGGUACACCACCCUAGCUCCUGGUUCCAUUAGAAACUGGGAUGAAAUGGCAGGCAAGUUCUGUAGAAAGUAUUUCCAAUAUGAGGAAAGGGUGACCAUUGCGCAGCUGAACAACACUCGUCAAAGGACCGGAGAAAACCUGGUGGAUUUUGUUCGUCACUUUCGUGAUUUAGCUUUGGAUUGCUAUGAAGAAAAGGAUGAGGAAUCAUUGGUGGAAAUCUGCAUCAUCAAUAUCCUGCCUGAAUACAGGGUCUAUUUGGAAAAUAUCGGCAUUACUCAAUUUUCCAGGUUGAUUGAAGCAGUAAGAAAAACGAGCAUGUCUGUUAAGACCACCACAAGUCAGAGGAGUUGGAGAGAUAAGAAAGACACGACCCAGAGGGAUGCACACCAAGCUUUAAUGGUAGAUGAAAGAUACUUGAAGAGGAAGGAACGAUCCGGAACAGUCCCGGCAGUCCCUUGUACUGAUGAGGAACUUCAUGCUAUUCUUGAUACAUUGUUUGCUGAUGGAGUGAUCAAGCCCGUGCAGCGAGAAAAGCCCCCCACCAGGGAAGAUAAGAAGAAUCCACGCUACUGCCGUUAUCACCAAAUAGUGGGACAUCCUACCCCCGCCUGUCAAACCUUGUGA